UAACUUUACGUGUAUAAGAAAAAUAGAGAGACUGUUUUCGAAAAGCAUAUAAGGAGAUUCACAAAAGGGGUUUCCAAAGUUUUGGGAGAGACUAGAACUCUAGAAGGCAAAGAGAGAACAGAGGUUGUACAUCGUGCUUACACAGUAGUACACUUGAUGAACAGAUGAGGGUUGGGUUACGACCAUUUCUGCGUUCUAUCAGAGUUUCAAUUCUUGGAUCUUCUCCUCUCUACAAAUCCGAGUGUUCGAAAUCGGCUGCAUCAACAUCAACAAUCUCAGGUUCCAAGUUGAAGUUUUUGGGAAUUGAGCAGACACACCUCGGAUUUCUGAAUUCUUCCAAGAGCAAUCUGGCUUUAAAAUUGAAAGCCUCAAUGGAGGGGGUCGCUUUGGUUCAAGAAACUAAAGUGGAUCCACCAAAUCUUAUAAAGAAAUCAAAAGAUGGAAGUGAUUCAUUCACUGAAAUGAAGCAAAGAUUCCUGCGUUUUAAAAAAGAAAAAUACUUGGGAAACUUGGAGUGCUAUCAAGAACUUGCUGAAGCUCAAGCCCCAAAGUUUCUGGUGAUUUCUUGUGCAGAUUCCCGAGUUUGCCCCUCUUAUAUCCUAGGAUUUCAACCUGGUGAAGCCUUUGUAGUCCGCAAUAUUGCUAAUCUUGUUCCACCAUUUGAGAAUGGACCAUGUGAAACAAAUGCUGCACUUGAAUUUUCAGUCAAUGCACUUGAAGUUGAAAAUAUACUGGUGACUGGCCAUAGCUGUUGUGGAGGCAUCCGUGCCCUAAUGAGCAUGGAGGAUGAAGAAAACUCAAGUAGCUUUAUCAAGAAUUGGGUGGUGGUUGGAAAAUCAGCAAGAUCAAGCACAAAAGCCAUCACUUCUAAUCUCAGCUUUGACCAGCAAUGCAAACACUGUGAAAAGGAAUCAAUCAAUCAUUCACUAUUGAACUUGCUUACAUACCCAUGGGUAGAAGAACGAGUGGCAAAAGUCAAAAGCACGAAAAAGGUGGAUACAUCAUCAAGAAUCGUGAAUUUUGGCAAUAAUGUUGUGGUGUUCUUAUUCUUCUUGAUAGUAACAACUUUAUGA
Molecule: messenger RNA, 1073 nt
Organism: Lactuca virosa
Lineage: Eukaryota; Viridiplantae; Streptophyta; Magnoliopsida; Asterales; Asteraceae
Source: the annotation of a GenBank genome assembly